Molecule: messenger RNA, 210 nt
Organism: Laetiporus sulphureus 93-53
Lineage: Eukaryota; Fungi; Basidiomycota; Agaricomycetes; Polyporales; Laetiporaceae
Exons: 1
Molecular function (GO): RNA-DNA hybrid ribonuclease activity; nucleic acid binding
Source: RefSeq, a predicted model, not a curated record
AUUACUCACAUUUACCUCUGCGCGGACAACCGCGCUGCCCUGUCCAAUGUCCUGUCGCUGCGCCCACACAGUGGCCAGCCCUUUUCCCUUCGCUUUCGGGCAUUUCUCGCUCCUCUCAUGGAGCAAUACCCACUUUUGAACAUUUCGCUGCUGUGGGUUCCCGGGCAUACGGGUGUACUGGGUAACGAGGUGGCGGACCGGCUAGCCAAG